Mugil cephalus (flathead mullet) is the source of this 3275-nucleotide messenger RNA. It is a transcript of the gene colgalt2b, whose product is annotated as collagen beta(1-O)galactosyltransferase 2b. NCBI's taxonomy places the organism in Eukaryota, Metazoa, Chordata, Actinopteri, Mugiliformes, Mugilidae. Gene Ontology annotation, molecular function: procollagen galactosyltransferase activity. Bases 423 to 2270 code for a protein of 615 amino acids. The transcript has 12 exons. The record is from RefSeq and is a predicted model, not a curated record.
CAAAGGCUGAGGAGGGGAAUAGGAAAUGCAUUUUUCAGAAAAUACACAUAGAGAAGGAGAAACGGACUAUAAUCAUGCUGCACUAAAGCCCCAGGUGGACUGACUCAGAACGGAGCCACGUUCCACAUUUUCCUAAUAUGCCGACAGUGACUGGUUGAUUGUCUGCUAAUUAGGUGACUUAUCAGCUAAGGCGCUGCUGCAAGUCUCCACACCAGCAGCAGCAGUAGCCAGCAGGCAUGUAGGAGGGGUAAAGGAGGUAUACCCGACCUCCUCCCCUCUCCCACCUACUUUCCUCUCUACCAAGCAGCGUGGCUCACUCACUCACCCCCCUCUCUCCCCCUCUCUCUGUCUCUCACUCGCUCACUCUCAGCACUUCGUGUCAGUCCAGGUCGGGAGAAUCACGGCGGAAUCUGGCAGCGAAGAUGCGGGCCGUUGGGUAUGUGGGAGUCGGUGUGCUGUGGGCGCUCUUGGUCGCUCUUGUGCCCGGCUGCGUGUCGGAGCUGGCGACGCUGGUGCAGGAGCAGGUUAACGCCGAGUCCUCCCUGCUGAAGCCAAAGGUUAUGAUCGCCAUUGUAGCUCGCAACGCAGCGCACAGCCUGCCGUACUACCUGGGCUGCAUCGAGAAGCUGGAGUACCCGAAGGAGCGCAUAGCGAUCUGGGCAGCAACGGACCAUAAUAUAGACAACACUACAGCCGUGUUAAGAGAAUGGCUGAAGACAGCCCAGCGUGUGUACCACUAUGUGGAGUGGAGACCAAUGGAUGAACCACGAUCGUACACAGAUGAGUGGGGCCCAAAGCACUGGCCUCCUUCCAGAUUCAACCACGUGAUGAAGCUGAGACAGGCGGCACUAAAGGCUGCCCGGGAACGAUGGGCCGACUACAUACUGUUUGUAGACAGCGACAACCUGUUAACCAACCCUAAUGUGUUGAACCUGCUGAUGAGUGAAAACUUGACCUUAGUGGCUCCCAUGUUGGAGUCUCGUUCGCUCUACUCCAACUUCUGGUGUGGCAUCACCCCUCAGGGCUACUAUAAGCGAACCCCAGACUACCAGCCAAUCAGGGAGUGGAAGCGGCUCGGAUGCUUCCCUGUUCCCAUGGUGCAUAGCACCUUCCUGUUGGACCUGCGUCGUGAAUCCAGCAGGGACCUGGCUUUCUAUCCUCCUCACCCAGACUACAGCUGGGCCUUCGAUGACAUCAUGGUGUUUGCCUUCUCAGCACGUCAAGCAGGUGUACAGAUGUAUGUGUGUAACAGAGAACACUAUGGUUUCCUGCCGGUACCUCUCAAGGCUCAGCAGAACGUGGAAGAUGAAAGCGAGAGUUUCAUACACACUAUCACAGAGGCUUUAAUUGACCACAACAUCGAGCCCUCUGAGCAUGUGCACGCUCCACCAUCACCUCAGGGAAAGAUUGACUUUGAUGAAAUUUUCCUUAUCAACCUGAAGCGCCGGCUGGACAGAAGAACCAGGAUGUUGAAAACUAUGGCGUCGCUGGGUCUCCAUGCCACCCUGACAGACGCGGUGGACGGCAAGGCUCUGAAUACGUCCCAGCUGCAGGCGCUGGCGAUAGAGAUGAUGCCGGGCUAUAAGGACCCGUACUCUGGUCGAGUUCUGACCCGAGGUGAGAUCGGCUGCUUCCUCAGUCAUCACUCCAUAUGGACACAGGUGAAAGAGCGCGGCCUCCAGAAGGUCCUUGUCUUAGAAGAUGAUGUGAGGUUUGAGCCCAGGUUUAAACGAAGGCUUCAGGCCAUAAUGGAUGACAUAGACAAAGCCCAGCUGGACUGGGACCUCAUCUAUGUGGGCCGUAAGCGUAUGCAGGUGCAGCAGCCCGAGCAGUCGGUGGACGGUGUAAACAACCUGGUUGUGGCAGACUAUUCCUACUGGACGCUGGGCUACGCACUCUCACAGCAAGGAGCCAGAAAGUUACUGGCUGCAGAGCCUUUCAGGAAGAUGCUGCCUGUCGACGAAUACCUGCCCGUCAUGUUCAACAAACACCCCAAUGUCCAGUACAUGUCUCACUUUGAGCCCCGGGACCUGAAGGCUUUCUCCGUGGAGCCGCUGCUCAUCUAUCCCACCCACUACACCGGAGAACCGGGCUACAUCAGCGACACAGAGACCUCCACCAUUUGGGACGACGAGGCCGUGGCCACGGACUGGGACCGGCAGCACGCCCGCAAGACGGCCCAGCAGGGCAGCAUCCGGCCCCUGGCACAGAACAGCGUCACCGGAGAUUCGCCGCCUCCUGCAGCUCGAGCAUCACGCGACGAACUCUGAUACAGACACUAGAGUCAGAGAGAGAGAGGGGUGUUCAUACGCCGCGUACACACAGUGAAUACCAUGCGUUAGCACACUUGAAAAGACACUUGAACUACAAGCUGGCAUACUGUACAUGUAUUCACACACUCUCAUGCACACACACACACACACAUGCACAAGUGUUAUAAUGGAUAAAAGCGGAAUUCGGACCUUUCUAAUCUGCUGGCUAAUGACGGGACAGCGAGGAGAAGAGGAAGAAGAGCCGAAUCUAGGACGAGGGCCAGCGGGCCUUUGACAAAAGCUUUAUUUAUUCACCAUGUGCAUCCUCCAGGCCUGCAGAGAUAUUUACAGCCCGAUAAAAAAAAGUAAGCAACACAUGGAACCUAACAUCAUUUGCAGGAUGUGAAAGAAAAAAACUAAUUUUUGUGUUGUUUAUAAAGAUUAUUGUUAUUUAAACAGAUGUGUUUUAAGGGGUUGCUGAAGAAUAAAUGAACCAUACUGCUGUCUGACAACUUGUAACGUGUCACUAUGAAACCGUGCAUCCACAUCCUACGGCAUUUGUGUGUUUUUUUGUGGGCGUGCAUGUGGACGCAUGCAUUUGUUUUCAGAAUUGAGCCCGCGUGGGAGGAGGGAGGCUGACACGCUGUACCCAAGAGUGUGACUGCCUCAAAUGAUGACACACAUGCACACACACGCACACACACACACACACACGCACACACACACACACACACACACUCGGCCAUCUCUUGCCAAACAGCUGGGCAGCAACAGAUGUUAUUAAGACCCAAUGUUUCUGAAGAACUAGCACAGCGGGCUGGUCCCACUCGUUACCAUUUCAGAUCACCAGGCACACAUUACAGGAAGCCUCUAGGAUGUAUGAUGUGCAGUUCCAUCCAUUACGUACACAUGCUUUUGGGAUAUAUGUGUGUUAAAUAUGUGUUAAAUAUUUGGAAAAGGCUGGAUUAUUGAGUCUUUCAUCUCCUCGACGCAGACCAAACCAAUAAAACAACUUCUCUAUCA